Phytophthora infestans T30-4 is the source of this 1602-nucleotide messenger RNA. RefSeq names its product serine palmitoyltransferase, putative. The record is from RefSeq and is a predicted model, not a curated record. Gene Ontology annotation, cellular component: endoplasmic reticulum. NCBI's taxonomy places the organism in Eukaryota, Oomycota, Peronosporomycetes, Peronosporales, Peronosporaceae. Gene Ontology annotation, molecular function: serine C-palmitoyltransferase activity; pyridoxal phosphate binding. Bases 1 to 1602 code for a protein of 533 amino acids. Gene Ontology annotation, biological process: ceramide biosynthetic process; sphingosine biosynthetic process. The transcript has 2 exons.
AUGAGCGAGUGGUGGGCAACCAUCGGGCAGCCCUUUGCGGAGGCGCUGCUGAGUCUGGAUACCGUCAAGAUCAAGGCGGCGUUCGCUAACGCGCCCAGCUCGUACUACGAGUACAUCCGCUCCGUCUACGAGCGCAGCCCCGAGCACGUGAUCAUUGAGACGUUCCUUAUCGUAUUUGUCAUCUACAUCACCUUUUUCAAGCGUGACAAGCCCAAGGGCACAGCCGCCAAGCUCUCAGAACGGGAGAUCGACGAUCUGUGCGAGGAAUGGACUCCGGAGCCCAUCAUCCCGCCUAAUGCCGUCGUGGACGUCAACCAGGCCAAGCCCAUCGGUAUUGUCGAAGCCACACCCGACACGCACUUAAAACUGCAGGGUUUCGCCAAGCCGUUACUGAAUUUGGCCACAUUUGACUUCCUCGGCUUGGGCUCACGCCCUGAACUAAAGGAAGUCGCGGUCAAGACGCUUACGAAGUACGGCUGUGGCUCCUGUGGGCCUCGUGGUUUCUACGGUACCAUCGAUACGCACGAGAUCCUUGAGAAGGACAUCGCACAGAUGAUGGGAACGACCGACUCGAUCACCUUCUCGGACACUGAAGCCACUUCGUCGUCGGUUCUUCCGGCCUUUGCCAAACGUGGUGAUCUCAUCGUCAUGGACGAUGGCUGCAAUGACUCCAUCUUGGUGGGUGCCACCCUAGCGCGAUGCACUGUGCUCUACUACAAGCACAACGACUUGGACGAUCUAGAGCGUGUGUUGAAAAGUGUGCGUGACGAAGACAAGAGGAAGAAGCGUGGCUCGGACUGUCAACGCCGUUACGUUGUGACCGAGGCGCUGUUCCGCAACCACGGCGACAUGAUCGACUUGCCUCACGUCGUGGAGCUGUGCAACAAAUACUUCUUCCGUCUCUUCCUGGACGAGAGCUUUUCGUUUGGUGUACUGGGUAAAUCCGGUCGUGGAUUGUCGGAGCACUACGGUAUGGACGUCUCGGAGGUGGCUAUCAUCUGCAGUUCUCUGGCUGGCUCCACUGCCAGUGUGGGCGGCUUCAGUACUGGCUCGCAGGAGGUGGUGGAUUUCCAACGUAUUAACAGCGCUGGCUACGUGUUUUCGGCCUCAGCGCCGCCUUUCACGUCUGCUUGCUGCUCCGAAGCUAUUCGCAUUAUGAAGAACGAGCCGGAGCUCUUCACCAAGCUCCGGGACAACGCCGAACUCGCGCAUGAUUCUCUGUCUGCUGGUGUUAAGGGUGUGUACAGCAUCUCCAAGGCAGUUGUCUCCCCUAUAUUGCACUUGCGUCUACUGCCUGAAGUCGUGGCUUGUGUCGGUAGUGAGGAGAACCAACGUGCUCUGCAGCGUAAAGUGUGCGACACAGUAAUGCAGAAGUGUCUGGCCAAGGGUGUGGCUAUCUGUUCGCCGCGAUACAAGACCCACCAGACGCUGGAGCCUCUGCCCAGUCUGCGUGUGUCCGUGACUGCUAUUCACUCGCCUAAGGAGCUGGAGACGGCCUGCAAGAUCAUUGCGACGGAGGCCAUGGCUAUAUGUAAGGAGGUUCUUACCUCCUUUCCGGUGGACGCCGCCUCUGCAAGCGGUCUUCGACAGCGUAAGCAAUAG